This is a messenger RNA of Diachasma alloeum, 3834 nucleotides long. RefSeq names its product proteoglycan Cow (gene Cow). The transcript is spliced from 11 exons. NCBI's taxonomy places the organism in Eukaryota, Metazoa, Arthropoda, Insecta, Hymenoptera, Braconidae. The record is from RefSeq and is a predicted model, not a curated record. Gene Ontology annotation, biological process: establishment of protein localization to extracellular region. Bases 257 to 1732 code for a protein of 491 amino acids. Gene Ontology annotation, molecular function: calcium ion binding; protein binding.
UUCUAACCAAUGGCGCCCACCGUGUGUCAGUGCGUCGGCGGGGAAUUAUCCUAUGCCUUUUCCUCCGCUCGCAGUCACAAUUCUUUCGAUACUUAAUAUUGAGCAGUACUGAAUUUAAUUAUUUAUUAUUGCCACUCACACCUGCCAUUUGACUGGCGAUUUGCCUGGCUUAACCGGUGUUUUCGGUAAUUCCGUUUUCUUUGUUGAAAGCAAGCGAAAGCGUCGAAAAAAUAGUGAACAUUGAAAGAAGUGAAUCAUGGGGCGGCUGGAAUGCUGGGUGUUCCUGAUUGCAGUGUCAGUCAUCGUGAUCACUGGUGUUGACUGUAAACGAAAGUUCGAUGGUGAUUUUGAGUUUGCAGAAGAGGAUGACACAAAAAUUUUGAAAGUGGGUGACAAAAAAUUGUGGAUCAAUGAUCCAAACAGUGAGCUAUGUCGUCCUUUGAACUGUAAGAAGAAAGAGCUCUGUUUGCUGGAAGAUACGUUUACCGCGGUAUGCGUAUCGAAAAAGGAGCUUCAUAAAUCGGGAGACAUCGUCAUGCCGAAAUCCCGGAAUAAUCAGAGAAGAAUGCACACUGAUAAUUCAAUUGAAAGUGAAAAUGACGAUGCAUUUUUUGACUCUGAGGAUGAUGACGAGGAUCAAGAUGAGUCCAAGUGCCAGGAGUGUCCGGUCGUGAAGCCAAACUUCCUCUGUGGAAUUGACAACCGUACCUACAGUUCGCCCUGCCGUCUCGAGUACCACAACUGCAUUCAUCACACAUCGAUUCAUAUAGCAUGCAAAGGCUUUUGUCCAUGCAAAGAUGGAUCAGAUCUCCGCGUUCACACUAAGAAGUUCCUUCAAAUCAAACCCCAGAAAUCAUUAUUAGGAAAACUCGGACGGAACAGGGACAUUACAUUGAUGCCCCGUGAUUUUAAUUUCGACAAUCAUCAUUACCAGUAUCUUAAAUAUGGUAAACGCAUAAAGGGCUUAGGGUAUAAAAAGUACGAGGAAGACAUAAAACACUCUAUGGGCAAUGAAAUAAAUAAAAGUUCAGUGACAGUGAAGUCGACUUUUGAUGCAGCAGAAUCAAAGUCAAAUAUACCCGGGACUAAUGACUGUUCAUCAGCAUCAAAGUCGGAAAUGGCAAAUCGUCUACUGGAUUGGUUUUCAGUAGUGAUGGCCGAUGCCAAGUAUCGUCGGCAACAUACCAAGUCUAAAGGGCACUUCCCCACUGGAUGUCAGACUGAAGUGAGGUGGAUGUUUGGACAUUUUGAUACCGAUGGAGAUCGCAAAAUCUCACUUUCUGAACUCUACGGACUUGAGCAUGAUCAGAAUGAGCCCUGUCUCAAGCCAUUCAUCGAUGCUUGUGACACGAAUGGAGAUAUUUCUAUAAGUGGCCAAGAAUGGUGUGCCUGUUUUUCAAAAGCCGAGAGACCGUGCGCUGCUGUUCGCAGACGUACAUCACCCGACGUCGCACCCAUGUGUGAUUCGCGAGGCUACUUCCGAAGUGUUCAGUGUCACAGUGGUCUUGGACUCUGCUGGUGUGUCGAUCCCCAUGGCGUGGAAUUUGCGGGAACACGCACUCGAGGAUUUAAACCCAAUUGUGAUGGCAUUUUCAAUAAAAUUACCAAUGACAGUCUAAAAACGAACAGCGUGAAUAUAGAAAACAUUGAAAUGGAUAAUGAUGAUGAAGAUUCCGACACAGGUUCUGUCAAUGAUCUUGAAGGAUCGGCCGAUCAACCUCUCGAUUUUUAGAUUAAAGGGGAAAAAACUCACUUUCAUUCCAUCGCCUCGCAUGUUGAAACUAUGAGGAGGCGAUCACACAUUGUUCACUUGGGGCGGGGGAUUUUUUCCACGUUUUUCUACGGCGUAUUUGAAGAAAAUCUUCUCUUCCGUAAAGUUUGCAGCUGAACAUUAAUGUGAGGCAACAUUCGAGAAUGAACUUUAAGCCAUACGCAAAUAGGAUUGAAGAGAGAAAACAAUAAUUGAGUAUAGAAAGAUGUAUUGAUUUUGAGAAAUUUUUGAAAUAGAGAAGAUUCUUCAAUGAAUUUCAAAACAUUUCAUCUCCACAAUAGUUCCUUUCAGUAUGAAUAGAAAACACGUAGAAUGGUAGUGUGAAUUUAAUGAGAGUGAGGUCAACAGAGGCAAUGAGUAAACAAUCUGACUGCAUGUAUGACGUACAUGAAAUUCAUGCACAAUAAUGACAGGAGAAGGAAUGCCAUAGAAAAAGACAGUAUAUAUUCUGUGGAAAUUUGUGCGAUGGUCAUCAAUCAUUAGAAUUUAAUAGCAGGGCAGAUUCUGAAUACAGUUGGGUUGAACAACACUGAGGUGAAUCUUUGUGCAUCGGAAAUUUUAUGGCACUAAUGAUAGAAUUUGAUCUCUUUCAAAAUGAUAAAAGUAGAGGAAAAUGCUUUGUCAGUGUUGCAAAUGUGCUCACAAAAAUGCUUCAUUACUUUCGAAUUGAAGUCAAUUUCAUAUAAAAAUCCCAAGUCAAAGACUUACUAGUGUAAAAUAAAUAAAUCGUAAGUAGAAAGAGAACAUAUACAUACUAUUUUCCGUUCUUACUCUGAUUCAACGACCGUAUACGUUGCCAGAUAUUUCGUCCAGGUACACUUCGCCACUGACUACAAAAACACGUAAUUAUUAAAUCUCAUUUUUAUUUUUUUCACACGCGAUAAUUAGUACGAGGAAAGCAAAAGAAUUUUCAUACCUUUAGACGAACAGGAGAAGAAAAUAACAUGGGUUAACUUAAAUUUAAUCCAAAUAAUGGACAAGUAUUUUUACUUGAUCACAAUCAAAGUAGAAGAACUUAUUGUGGUAUGAAUUUAGUGGAAUAGAGAUUGGAAUAUAUGUAUAACGUGUAGACGAAAUUAAUUGCAAGAACAUUGGUGUAAUAUUGUGAAUAGAGAAUUAUUUGGAAAGGCUGCAACGUAAAAAAUUAACUGUCAUCGCAUACAGUUCUUCCGUCCCUACUGUGCAUAUUUUAUUUUUUGUGAUCAUUUCAGGAACUUCACUUAGUCCAAGCGUUAUUUAUUGUUUUUCUUUGAUUUUGUUUUCAAUUUAUAAAACUAAGUGCUUAUGGUUGAUUGAAUUUUUUGAAUUCUGCAAAUAUUGAUCAAUUAUUCGCUCCAACCCUUCAGCAUAUGUGAAGAUUUACCUAAAAGAUCAUUCCAAUACUGUAAACGUCAAUAAUCACCAUUUAUUACGUCUGUAUGAUUCCUAAAAUUCAGGAUACUAAUUACAUUGUAAAAUAGUGCGUUAAUUGAUUAAGUAAUUAAUUAUUAUUGAUUAAGUGAUUAGAAUCAAUUUUCGUCUACUUUUGAAUUGAUUAUAAUAUAUUAUUAUCUAAUGAACCGUAUACUAGACCAGAGACUGCUGAGAAUUUGUGAGAGCCAAUAAAACACUUCAGGAAAAAUUAUUGGCAAACGUGGAAUACUCCAUAGUUGAAGAUAUUGUCAUCGCAGUCACUUAAAAUAAGUUGCAGUGAGAUGAGUGUGUCAGCAUGAAUUUUUAGCUUUGUCAAAAUAUACAUCUAAUUAUAUAAGAACGAUCAAAAUUAUUUGUCAUUCUCUUCAACAGGUCAAAGAUGUUUCAUGUGUAUAUAUUGAUUAUAAUACAGUAAUGAACAAACAAUUAUAUAGGAACAAACUUGGUACUGCGAUGAUUAAUUCUUAGGUGAAGUAUGAAAACAUAUAAUUACAUAAAAUACUAAUCACAAUGAUUAAUUGCAUUGUGCCCUCGAGAAUUUCUACUUGAUUUCCAGGCUAUCGUAGAAUCUUCACAUAUUUAUUAGAUAAUGUACAAUGUGGCUGUAAGAUUUCUUUAUGAAUAAAGAUUGUUGUAGAAUUUUUGUUCAA